CGCGGUCGUUGUUGCCGUCGAGUUCACGAGGUGUCCGCGCGAGCAGGUUGACUCCACAGCGCAGUGCUCAUCCCGGCUGACCAACACACCCUAGGAUAUGCGGACCGGGGAGGACAGAUCGCUGUGGUCCUGAACCCGGACGACGCUCGCGGACUAUGUCGGAGUCGGAGUCGAAGUCGCAGGCCGCCGGGGCCGUCGUCCAGCAAGCGAGACCGAGCGGAGCAGGUGAUUCACCAACGCCAGCGCUUUCCCCAGCUGAUCAGUCACCGUUAGGUGCGGACCAGGGCGCCUCUAGCAACAGUGGGCCUGAACCCCGGAUGUCGCUCGCUGGAAUGCUGAAGUCGAAGGCCGUCGUCCACUGGGAGGGAAGGGAAGGGAAGGAGGGGAAGAAGAUGGGGAUUGGGAGACUGGGGCGCCCGUAUAUAUACUACUGUGCGGUGGCUGUAUCGACUUUCCGCAAGAGAAACGCGACGACCAGCUCGCCCGCCAUGUUCCCCCGCCAGCUGCGGCGCUCUCAACCGUUCCCUCUGCUUGUAGAGGUCGCGUAGCAUAGUAGAGCGCGUCGGUAAUGCCAGUGGUGGGUGCGAGAUCGUAAUUAAGUUGUUGAGAAGGAUGGGCCAGCACCGACGCCGACGACCAAGAGCGUUCGGGACAAGCGCUCUGCCCCGCGUCCUUCCCCGC
Molecule: messenger RNA, 681 nt
Organism: Schizophyllum commune H4-8
Lineage: Eukaryota; Fungi; Basidiomycota; Agaricomycetes; Agaricales; Schizophyllaceae
Exons: 4
Coding region: 156-548 (130 amino acids)
Source: RefSeq, a predicted model, not a curated record